AUGAACACCCCCAGGUCAUCAUCACAAGGGAGGAUAUAAAAGAGAAAAGUAAACCUGGAGCAGUUCACAGGAGAGUUGAACAUACAUGUUGUUUUCUAGUGUAAUGGCUUCUAACAACCUCUAUCUGGCAAACAUCUCAGUCUUGAUUAUGUUCUUUGUUUUUUGAUUUGCACUUUACAAAUGUACGGUAAUAAUAUACAGACUGGGUGUAUUUAGCAUGACUUUUAACUCCACAUUUGUUCGACCUGCAAAGUUCUACCUUGCUGGGUUUUACAACAUGCCUCAUGAUAAGUAUUACUAUGUCUUUUUGUGUUUUGUGUACAUCAUGACUGUGCUUAGCAAUGGUUUCCUCCUCUCUGUUAUCUACCUGGUCAAGACUCUUCACACUCCCAAAUACAUAAUAGUGUUUAACUUGGCUUUUACCGAUCUUUGUGGGAGCACUGCUCUCAUCCCAAAACUGUUGGACACAUUUCUGUUUGACAGGAGGUACAUUGUUUAUGAGGCAUGUUUAACUUACAUGUUCUUUGUUUUAUUAUUUGGAGGUAUACAGUCAUGGACGCUUGUGACAAUGGCAUAUGACAGAUUAAUAGCAAUUUGCUUUCCAUUAAGCUACCACAGCAUUAUAACUACAAAAUCAAUAGUUUCAAUACUGCUGAGUUCUUGGAUUAUUUUGAUUGCUGUCAUAGCGAUCUUGGCUGUGUUUAUUAAUCGCCUCUCUUUCUGUGCAUCUAUAGAAAUUAAAACAUUCUUCUGUGACCACGGACCAAUAUAUCAACUGGCAUGUAACGAUAUAUCUUACAGUUACAAUAUGGCUGCUGUUGCCUUAAUUUUAAUCAUCUGCAUUCCUCUCAUUCUUAUAUCUGGCUCUUAUGUUUGCAUCUCCAUUGCUCUGGUCAGGACUACUUCAAGAGAAGAACGACUGAGAGCUCUGAAAACAUGUACUUCUCACCUGAUUCUUGUUGCUCUUUUUUUUCUUCCAUUUGUGGGCACCAACAUAGCUGUUUUAACUUCCUAUAUUCAUCCAAAUGCAAGGAACAUAAACUCAAGUUUGUCAUACACAGUUCCUCCACUGCUUAAUCCUAUUAUCUACUCUUUGAAGACAGAAGAAGUGAGGAAUGCUAUUCGGAGGCUGUGCAAAAGAGACAAACUGAACAAAAUAGCCAUUAAAUCAUGAUUUCUGUGAUGUUAUUUGUUAUCUGUAGCUCUCUAUUAUCAAUGUAUAUAUUGUGGUUUCUAUCAUUUGUUGAAGUCUUCCCUAUCAUAAAUCAAUACUGUUGAUAACUGUUUGUAGGUCAGCUAUUUUCUAAAUUAGUUUGAAUGUGUUUUGAUUAUGUUGCUGAAUGUCUUAAAAGAGCACCAGAGGAAAAUCCAAAACUUGAUUCAUCCAUAUUUUUUUGCACUAAAUUAAAUCAAUCAAAUUUUGAUGUGAAACACAAAAAGUGGAUUUGCAAGCUUGAUAGAAGUUUGUAGUUCUCUGACUAAAUUAAAAGGAUACUUUAACGUUUUGUAAUCUAUAGUUUCCUACAGAUUAAAAAAGGGAAGCACCAUUUUUGUUGACUUGUUUUCAAAAUAUAACAUUAAAAUAAACAAUUUAUGCUCAUGAUUUUUUAACAGUCUUUAAAAAACGUGGCAAAUAUAAUUUAAACUAUCAAGGAAAAAUAACUGAAAAUAAGGUUAGAAAGACUUUGAACAAAACAGGUUUUUCUGCUAAGAGCAACCCAAAGAAAACUUCUGACAACAGGUCACCAGUUUAAAAAUAAUAACUGAAGACAAAUAAAAUACGUUCUAAGAUGGAAAACAGCAUUUCUGUAGACUCCUGCACAUUUCAACAAUAUGAAAAGUACAUACAGGAUAUUUAGUUUUUCCUGUCAUGAUCCUUGGAUAGUUGGGUUUACGUUUUAAUUUGUGUUUGACAUUGGACAUUGUAACAAUAAUAAAUAACUCAGAAGUGGCCAAAACACAUUCUCUUGUCUUUUCUAAGUAGGCUCCCUGGUUUUCUUUGCUCAUUACUGGUUUCUCCUGUUACUAUGCCCAUGCUCCAUACCCUGUUCUCCUCAUUUAAGUUAUGUAGUUGUCCUCACUAAGACUAAGAAAGUAGAGCACAUCACCCCAGUU
Fundulus heteroclitus (mummichog) is the source of this 2115-nucleotide messenger RNA. RefSeq names its product olfactory receptor 1-like. NCBI's taxonomy places the organism in Eukaryota, Metazoa, Chordata, Actinopteri, Cyprinodontiformes, Fundulidae. Gene Ontology annotation, biological process: G protein-coupled receptor signaling pathway. Gene Ontology annotation, molecular function: G protein-coupled receptor activity; olfactory receptor activity. The record is from RefSeq and is a predicted model, not a curated record. Gene Ontology annotation, cellular component: membrane. The coding region runs from base 218 to 1174 and encodes 318 amino acids. The transcript has a single exon.